Messenger RNA from Nerophis lumbriciformis (worm pipefish), 723 nucleotides. The record is from RefSeq and is a predicted model, not a curated record. NCBI's taxonomy places the organism in Eukaryota, Metazoa, Chordata, Actinopteri, Syngnathiformes, Syngnathidae.
AUGAGCAAUCUCCAUUACCUCUUUGGUUUGCUGCAUCACUCUCACCGAGAAUCGGUGUAUCCAGAGGGCACCAAUACACAGCGGGAGGGCGAGCGCCAGCAGUGGGCCGAAGAUAAAGAGGUCUUCCACUCUCUCGAUCUGAAGAGCCAGCAGAUCAAGCAUAUCAUAGCCUUCAUUGAGCAGGAGGCCAACGAGAAAGCGGAGGAGAUUUACGCCAAGGCUGAAGAGAAAUUCAACAUCGAGAAGGGCCGCCUGGUGCAAACGCAGUGCCUGAAAUUCAUGGAAUACUAUGAGAAGAAAGAGAAGCAGAUCGAGCAGCAGAAGAAAAUCCAAAUGUCCAACCUGAUUAGCCAUGCCCGCCUCAAGUUCCUCAAAGCAGAUGAUGACAUGAUCUUGGACAUGCUCAACGAAGUAUAUCAACUGCUGGAGCCCAAAGUGACCAUUCUGUGUCGUAAUCAAGACUUCCGGUUGGUCCAGGCAUCCACUCUGAGUAAUAGUCCGGUGUACAAGGCAGCCGUGAAGAACAACCUAGAGGCCCGCAUGGAUCAGGACAACUUCCUGGCGCUUGACAUCUCAGGAGUUAUUGAAUUGUACAACGGAGACAGCAAGAUUAAAGUGGUCAACACUCCGGAGAGCAGACUGGACCUCCUGGCUCAGCAGAUGAUGCCCGACAUCAGAGUGGCACUUUUUUGCGCCAACCCCAAUCGCAAGUUCAUGGACUGA